Protomyces lactucae-debilis is the source of this 1083-nucleotide messenger RNA. RefSeq lists its product as uncharacterized. The transcript has a single exon. The record is from RefSeq and is a predicted model, not a curated record. The coding region runs from base 8 to 1069 and encodes 353 amino acids. NCBI's taxonomy places the organism in Eukaryota, Fungi, Ascomycota, Taphrinomycetes, Taphrinales, Protomycetaceae.
CACAAAAAUGCCCUCGAACGAAGUGGAGCCUGAAGGGCCUAGGAGGUCUACACGACCUCGAACAGCAUCUCAGAAAGCAUCUUAUGCUUCUGUUUCAACCUCAAGCGCUCUACCGGCACAAAAGAAGCCAGCGGCAAAACCCGCCAAAACAACAACAAUAACAACAACAACAACAACGACGCCAAAAGAAACCGUCACUGAGUCCGUCCAGGCAUCGCAAGAUGUGACUCCCGCACUUCUAUCGGCGGCACGGGAGGAGGUUGUCGCUCUGGAAGCAAAAUUCGAGGCUAUCGUGCGAGAGCACAACCUCAAAAUUGCUGCGUUGCUCGCAUCUAUUUCAAGGAUGGAAACGGCGAUCUGCCCGAAAAACAACACUGGUGCUGGCCCUCCAGUGGUUUCAACACCUGUCACAAAUGUGUUGAUCGCAGCCACACCCCCUUCAAGCCCACUGCCCGCGGUUUGUGUCUUGGAGUCUGUGAACUCUGGCAGAACUCCGUCCGGUAGUGGCCAAGACUGGGUGGAGAGCCCAACACCUGUGGCUCCAUGGAAAGUCGUCCCAAGUCGACGACGAGACAUUCGGGCAUCAGCUCGGCAGCUGGGCCGUGACAACUGGCUCGUGCUACUUAAUGGGCCUCAACCCAAAUGCCCGAAUUACGCGGCGGACCUGCUCAUGCGCCAGCUGAACAUGGAGACGCAGCUUAAAGGCGCGGCCUGGGCUGGCCAAUUUGGAGGCGUGCUCUGUCUCAUGCCAGAAACGACAGGCGAUCGGGACAUGAUUAUGGCCUCAUUCGCUCGCUCCAAACGUCUGGGUGCUACGACUAAAGCAGAUUUACGCAAGUAUAAAAGUCUGUCUGAAUUGUGGAAGGAGCGACAAGCCACUCGUGCAUCACGAGGCCUGCAGUCAGAUGUUAUUCCACCUGCUCCGGAGCCUGCAACGCCUGUGAGCACGCCCAACUCGGUCGAGGAACCGACGUCACGCUCAACAGAAGCUAACCCAGACUUGGUCUCAGAGACUCAGUCCCCCUCGCCACCCAGUCCUCUGGAUGACGUUCGGCGAUCUGAACUCUGAAGCCUCGCCCCGGU